UGCUAGCUGUCUUGAAGGUGCUGACAGCACAGAGAGCCAGCAAUCCGCUUACUGAGCGUUACAAUUAAACGGCCUCUGCAUUUCAGUUGAUUCCUGUCAGAUCUGCUAAUUGCUCGACUUGCUAAGUAAGUGAAAAAGCAGCACGGCUUUCUCUGUGUUUCACAGACAACACAGACAUUUUAUUCUCCGUUUGCUUAUUUUGCUCCGGAAAGUAUUUAAUGCAAGGACGUAUUCUGUGAGCGGAGAGGGACUUCGACUUCAGUAGACAUGUGUAUGAGAAGAGACUACCAAUUACACGUCAUCGUUAGGGUGUUGGUUCUCGCUGCUGCGGUGACAAACACACAUGGACAAGCGUCUUCUCUAGAGAAUGUCAAUUCUGUGGGCCAGAGGAAAGUGGAGUCAGACAGCGGAGCCUUCACACACUCCCCCACACAGGACACAACGAGUGAGAUCCACCAUUUCACCACAGCAUCCGCCAUGAACGUCCCCAACCACCGGCCUGUCUUCAGAGGCUUCGCCCUCCAUGAACACCUGCUCACUAAAAACUUCCAGGGGGACCAGCGGUUCUUCACAGACCAUGGAGAUGUGGCAGGACAUCCCACAAUGCCUGGCUUUGUUUCUGCUUUUGAGGUGGGACAAGCUUCGACUCGCCUGGUGCCACACGAGGAUGCCCCUACCUUCUCUGACAUCGCCACUACUGCCACGGUGGCUGCCACAACCCCCCUCACCACCUCUGCUCCUACAGCCCCUGGGCUACUGGUGAGCAUGGCUCAGAAGGACAAGCCAGCCGAGGACAAGGCCAGGGAGGCAGAGAAGGUGACGGUGACCACAGACUCCCUGACCAACCCUGUAGUGGCAACCACUGCUCCUACAGUCAGUGGCCGCAGCCCCAAUGUCCCCCCCUCCCUGAAUGGAAGCCUCCAUAGUCAGGGGGCAGUUGUCAUGGAGACCACUAUGGCCCCUCCUGUCCUGACCACCUCAGUGAGGGUGGAGAAAGGGGAGUCAGAGGAACCAAGGGUAAAGAACAGGGCAGACCCUGGCAUCCAGCUCACCAAACUGACCGCAGCAUCCACAGGAGAGGUGGAUGAGGGAACGACCACCACAACCAUCAUCACAACCACCACCAUCACCACUAUGCAGACACCAGGUCCCUGCACUGUGAAUUUCACUGACCCAGAGGGCCACAUUGAGAUUCCACAGCAGCAUUCCUCAGCUUUGUCACCUGACCCUGGAGCGGACUGCACCUAUGUGGUGACCGUCUACCUGGGAUACGGGAUUGAAGUACAGGUGCUGAACAUGAGCCUGUCGGAUGGGGAGGUGGUGACGGUAGAAGACAUGGGGGGACGGGAGCCGUCCAUCCUGGCCAAUGAGACCAUCCUGAUGAGGGGUCUGGUGGUGCGCAGCUGGAGCAAUCAAAUCUCCAUCCUUUACCGCAGUGACCAGCAGCCCCGCUCCGGCUCCCUGCUGCUGCUGCGUUACCAAGCCUUCGUGCUGAGCUGUGCCUUCCCUAAGGAGCCAGCCAACGGGGAGGUAUCAGUGACUCACCUCCAUGCUGGGGGAGAGGCCUACUUCCAGUGUCUGACUGGCUACCAGCUGCAAGGCCCCACCAUGCUUGCCUGUCGCAAUGCCACCACACCUUACUGGAGUGGCAAGGAGCCAAAAUGCCUGGCUUCCUGUGGAGGGAUGAUAAAAAAUGCCACGUUGGGCCGUAUCGUCUCUCCUGGUUUCCCUGGCAACUACAGCAACAACUUGACUUGCCAUUGGGUCCUGGAGGCUCCUGAAGGCCACCGUCUUCAUGUUCACUUUGAGAAAGUGGCUUUGGCUGAGGAUGAUGACAGACUCCUUAUAAAGAAUGGGAACAACAUUGACUCCCCUCUGGUGUAUGACUCCUAUGAGGUGGAGUACCUGCCCAAUGAGGGUGUGGUGAGCACAGGACGUCACCUCUUUGUAGAGUUCACCACGGACGGGACUGUCACUUCCACGGGAGCAGCCAUCAGAUAUGAAGCUUUUGCAAAGGGCACAUGCUAUGGGCCCUUUGUGAAGUAUGGCAACUUCACCAGCAGUAACACGGCUUGCGGUGUGGGUGCGGUGGUGGAGUUUGCCUGUGACCCGGGCUACACUCUGGAGCAGGGCUCAAUCAUCAUCGAGUGUGUGGAUGCAGAGAACCCCCAGUGGAACGAGACAGAGCCAGCCUGCAGGGCUGUGUGUAGUGGUGAGAUCACAGACUCAGCUGGGGUGGUUCUCUCUCCAAACUGGCCCGAGGCCUACGACAAGGGCCAGGACUGCAUCUGGGGCAUCCACGUGGAAGAGGACAAAAGGAUCAUGCUGGACAUCCAAGUGCUCAAUGUGGGUAAGAAUGAUCUGUUGACCUUUUACGACGGUGAUGACCUAACAGCUAACAUCCUGGGUCAGUACAGUGGCACCAGGCCUCGCUUCAAGCUCUACACCUCCAUGGCUGAUGUCACCAUCCAGUUCCAGUCGGACCCUGCUACCAACAUCUACGGCUACGGCAACGGCUUCGUGGUCCACUUCUUUGAGGUCCCCAGGAACGACACAUGCUCUGAGCUGCCAGAGAUCACCAAUGGCUGGAAGAGCACCUCCCACCCAGACCUGAUCCACGGGACAGUGGUCACCUACCAGUGUUACCCAGGUUACGAGGUGCAGGGCUCUGAGAUCCUCAUGUGCCAGUGGGACCUGACGUGGAGCGGAGACAUGCCAAGCUGUGAGAAAGUGAUGACGUGUCCUGACCCGGGGAACGUGGAGCACAGUCGGAGGAUGGUGACGGGAUCACGCUUCAUGGUGGGAUCGACGGUGCAGUAUGUGUGUAAUAAGGGAUACUCCCUGUCUGGAAGCACACUGCUCACCUGCUACAACAGAGACUCAGCCAACCCCAAGUGGAGCGAGAGGCUGCCCAAGUGUAACCCUGAGAAGUACGAGCCCUGCAGGAACCCUGGUGCCCCCUCCACCAGCGUGCAGAGCUCAGAGAAAGCCUUCUACCAGGCAGGGGAGACCCUGAGCUUCUCCUGCCGUACCAGCUAUGAGCUGCAGGGGGAGCCCACCAUCCGCUGUGUCCCUGGACACCCAUCACAGUGGAGCAGCACACCACCCACCUGUAGAACAUCCUCUUUGCAGUAUUUGAAUGAGCGCAAGUUGGAUGUUGCUAGUCCUGACUACGAUAUGGAGGGAACCAACAUUGCCAUCGCCGUUCUGAUUCCUGCUGCGGUUGUGUUGGUAGUCAUCCUAGGGAUUUACCUCUACUUUGCAAAACUUCAGGGGAAGACCAUCAGAAUGCCAACAUCAUCCUUGCCACCGUAUGACAACAUGACAGAGGAGUCAGCCUUCAACAACCCAAUCUAUGAUACAGGAGUAAGUACGGAUGUCAUGCACAUGAAUCUCCGAGAUGUGGACUCCCAGAAUACCAUUGUCCUGUCCUGAUCCAUCUCAUCGCCAUCUGCCUGCCUGUCAUCUCAUGUCUUACCAGCAGAGGGCACCAUCUCCCACCCUAGCCACCAGAGCUGAGCCUCUCAAUUUGUGGUCUUGUGUUGAAUGCAGACAAGCACAAGUACCAACCAUCUGGCUCUCGAGGUCUACUACUUAGCUUUGAAGUUUGGAAGCUCUACAGUCUACUUAGUUUUAAAGCUCUAAAAUAUGUGUUUUUGCAUGAGUAUCACAUCCAUUUUCAGUGGAUCAAUAGGACUGCAAAAGCACUCCAUCAGUGGACUGGAUAGGGGGCAGAUGUAGUACACAGAUGCGUUUACAUUUGUGAUGACCUUACAUUUGCAAUUUUGAGCUUGACAAAGUGCUUCUGUUCUGACUAUGUUCCAGGAGAGAUGAUGAAUGUAAUAUUGUAUGAAGGGGGUGAAAAAUAUUUAUGUUAAAAUCCUUAAUAUCAGUGUCAGCUUCAAAGACACUUUAAAGCUCAUCCAUCAUUGUGUCAUUAUCAUGUCAUUCACAUGUGAUUAAGUUGUGCAGUCAUUGAGUCUGAACAAAAAUAUAAACGCAACAUGCAACAAUUUCAAAGGUUUUACUGAGUUACAGUUCAUAUAAGA
This is a messenger RNA of Coregonus clupeaformis (lake whitefish), 4049 nucleotides long. Its product is annotated as seizure protein 6-like. NCBI's taxonomy places the organism in Eukaryota, Metazoa, Chordata, Actinopteri, Salmoniformes, Salmonidae. Bases 268 to 3435 code for a protein of 1055 amino acids. The record is from RefSeq and is a predicted model, not a curated record. The transcript has 16 exons. Gene Ontology annotation, cellular component: endoplasmic reticulum; dendritic spine; dendritic shaft. Gene Ontology annotation, biological process: synapse maturation; regulation of dendrite development.